GUAUUACUGUAGCUAUAUGCUGACAUGCUGGACAUGGAGUGUGCGGAGGCUUUCCCAUCCCGCAAGAUCUUGAAGCCGGUGGUGGAAAAGCAGAGACGAGAUCGUAUAAACCGGAGCCUGGACGAAAUGAGGGUCCUGCUUCUGAGGCUGACCGGAAAUCAGAAGCUCCGCAACCCUAAAAUGGAGAAGGCAGAGAUCUUGGAGCUAGCCGUGAUUUACAUCUGGAACGUGACCCGUGAGAAGACGCACGAUCCGCACAGAUGGGUGUCUCCGGCGGAAAAGUUCUACCUUUCCGGCUUUAGAGACUGCUUAGACCGCACCGAGGAUUUCAUACAAGACAUCAGUCCAGCCACCAAGGCCCGCUUCCUGGACGACCUGCAGAGCCACCUCCAGCACAGGUUGCGUUUUCCGAAGCAGCUGAACCUUUGUGGCCAAGCUGCCAGGCAAGAGGAAGACUUGUCUUCAGAAGGACAUGUCUCCCCUAACUCCAGCGUUGACAUAAACACAUACUCGCCUACCAGCAGUGGCCCACCAAGCUGGUUAUCUUCUAGCCCUAGAAAUACUGGAGCUCAUCCUGUGGAGCAUAACAUUGCUCCUUCAUCUGUGUGGAGGCCAUGGCCGUAGGGUUGGAGAAAGAAUGGCUGUUCUGCUCUAUAAGAACCUAAGCUUUAAUGAUGGACGUUGUAAGUGGACUAUCUAUGACAGAGCAGCUUCAGGGCUAAUAACUGGCCAGAUUUUUGGAUAUCCUUGGUUGAGCAGCAGCGUCCCCAUUUGGACAUCUGCUUUUAUAGUUUUAAGUCAUCCAAAAAUUUGUCCCGUCAUUACAAAUCUUUGAUUUGCGUGUCUUGUUCCGUGCGGUGGUCGUAAUAGUUUCGUGCUAGAGUAGUAUAAAAAGCAGUCAACGUAUGGUUUAUUCACACAUAUAUAAUUAUUAACAAUAUAUAAUUCAUAGUUGCCUGCUCUCACAGAAUGUACGGGAGACUCCUGGAUUAGGGUGACACCUCCUGCCCUUCAGACAAUUCUAUUGGAAGGGAGCGUACCAGUCUGCAUGGUGGGCAGGGGCGUGGCUUGAUGACCCAGAUCUCCGCACCGUAACCUGCCACGCCUACUUAAUGAGGCCCCACCCACAUGAUGACGCAAUCUGCAUAGACCAGUCACGCUCACCUCUAUUCAUACCUUCCAGAAAUAGGCCAUGAAGAGUAGCCAAACCUUUUUAAUAUUUUAUAAUGGCCAUUUUUACAUGCACAUGAUCCAACUGCAGUUCAAUUAAAAAAAGCCCUGUUUUUUUAAUGUUUUAUAGUAUACAAACCACUCUAUUCUAAUGGAUGCAGCCAUUUUAUGGCUUGAACCAAUACUGUGCAUGAGGCACUCUUUGCCAAAUGCCUCAGUGAUGUCCUGAGUGAAUUGAUAAAGUGAAUAAUGGAUAGGCCUUGACGGGUUCCUUUUAUAUGGCUGUCCUGGAAAUCUCAUGAUUAUCUUUUAUUUAUAAAGCGCUGACGUAUUACUUAGCGCUGUACGUUGACGGGGCCGGGAUGCAAACCAAUAACAUGUAAUGAUGUGAAACAGAAGGUAGAGGUGGCCAAAGCCAAAAGAGCUUACACUCUCCAGUGAUAUUACUCUGUUACAAGUUCAACCUAAAGUCCUCCUACUAUAAGAUCUGUUUGAAAAGAUAAGAACACACGUCCUGUUUAUAUACAGUAUCUGUAUAAAAUUCUUUAUGUUGUGCAUAUAUAUUUACUAUAAACUCUCUUUCUUUUUCUUUCUCUUUUUUUUAUUUUUUUUUAUUUUUUUUAAGGCCUGUUCACACCUAUCUGCUGUUCGGGAUCCGGUCUUUAGUUCAACACUCAUUAGGUCGACCACUAUUGGUCGACAUGUUCUAUAGAUUGACAUGGUCACUAGGUCGACAUGAGGUUUUUUCCUGUUUUAAAAUUUUGUGAACAGCAUUUUUUUAAAAAAAAGACCCUCAUGUCGACCUUUGUUUAUGUCAGCCUAAUGACCGUGUCAACCCAUAUCAGGUGUUGACCUAUUUCAUGUGCUUUUCAGAUGCUAGUUUGUGGCUGAAAACUAUGUUAAAAUAGGAUAAAUGGUUUAUUGCAUUCUAAAAUGAACGCUGUAUUUACAAUUUUAUGACCAGCCCUAUAUCAUGUGCGUCAAUGCGCACUGCCAGUACAGUAUACAGUAAACCAACGCGUUUCUCUGCAUACAUGUGUGUGUACCAUGGACGUGCGGUGAGCUAAAUGGCUCAGGAGGCACUGGCUAACCCCAGAGCCAGAUUUCCAUGCAAUAUAUAAGCCAAAGGGUACAUCUGGGCAUUAUACACAGGUGCAGCAGUAUAAUCUCCUGGGAAUUUGGUGAGUUUUGAUCAGAGAUGUGCGGAAAAGAUAAGCAGGUGAGACACUGCCUCACCUGCCAUAGACUUUUUACUCCAGAGUUUGGGCUAUAAAAAUUAUUAGAAUAAUGCAAAGAAGAUAUUUCAAACAAAUAAUUAGUAUUUUUUAUAUACUUUAUUCAAUCAAAACUCUGAUUUAAACAUACGUAUGAUAGGAAAGGCUGUGCACAGGCCCUAAUUAUCUUCUCCCUCUUUUCUUUUUUUUCUUUUUUCUUUUUUUAUAUAUUUCUCCUCUUUAUGUAAAAACUAUUUUGCUGUUAUACAGCAAUUCUGAGUGUUUUGUUCUUGAAUAAAUAUUUGAAAACGUUUCACCAGUCUCUGAUUAUGCAAUUUGUCACUUUAAUGUUGAAGUUUGGCAAUUUAAACAGUUUUUUUUUAGCUUCAGAUGCCUUUAGAUUAUAGUCUAGUAUAUGUGGCUUACUUCUGUGCAUUCAGAUAUGUGUUUAUAUAACCUGUUC
Molecule: messenger RNA, 2847 nt
Organism: Pseudophryne corroboree (corroboree frog)
Lineage: Eukaryota; Metazoa; Chordata; Amphibia; Anura; Myobatrachidae
Product: transcription factor HES-7-like
Exons: 4
Coding region: 25-624 (199 amino acids)
Biological process (GO): regulation of neurogenesis; regulation of transcription by RNA polymerase II; anterior/posterior pattern specification
Cellular component (GO): nucleus
Molecular function (GO): DNA-binding transcription factor activity, RNA polymerase II-specific; protein dimerization activity; RNA polymerase II cis-regulatory region sequence-specific DNA binding
Source: RefSeq, a predicted model, not a curated record